GUUUGGCCCUCGGUGGCUUCCGUCCAGGAGCUGUUCCGGAAGAAAGUUUCUGGUCUGGGGUCUGGGGGUCUGACUCCAGAACUUGCCUAGUGAUGGAGUUCGACUGCGAAGGUGUGAGGCGGCUGCUUGGCAAGUACAAGUUUAGGGAUCUAACUGUAGAAGAACUGAAGAAUGUAAAUACAUUUUUCCCACAUUUCAGAUACUCCAUGGACACAUAUGUUUUUAAAGAUAGUUCCCAAAAAGACCUGCUGAAUUUUACUGGCACUAUUCCUGUGAUGUAUCAAGGUAAUACAUAUAACAUACCAAUUCGUUUCUGGAUUUUGGAUUCUCACCCUUUUGCUCCCCCCAUUUGUUUCUUGAAGCCAACUGCAAAUAUGGGAAUCUCAGUUGGAAAACAUGUGGAUGCUCAAGGCAGAAUAUACUUGCCCUACCUCCAAAACUGGAACCAUCCCAAAUCUGUCAUUGUUGGAUUAAUUAAAGAAAUGAUCACCAAGUUUCAAGAAGAACUGCCCCUGUAUUCUGUAUCAUCAUCUGAUGAAGCACGGCAGGUGGACUUGCUAGCCUACAUUGCAAAAAUCACGGAAGGUGUCUCAGACAUAAAUUCAAAGAGUUGGACAAAUGAAAAGACAGUCAAUAAGAUUACUGUGGUUGGAGGUGGAGAGUUGGGUAUUGCCUGCACAUUAGCUAUCUCAGCAAAGGGCAUUACAGACAGACUGGUCCUCUUAGACCUUUCUGAAGGAACUAAAGGUGGGACGAUGGAUCUUGACAUCUUCAACCUGCCCCAUGUGGAGAUCAGCAAAGAUUUGUCUGCCUCUGCUCAUUCCAAGGUGGUAAUCUUCACUGUCAACUCUCUGGGUAGUUCUGAGACCUACCUUGAUGUGGUACAGAACAAUGUGGAUAUGUUCAGAUCCCUGGUCCCAGCUCUGGGACAUUAUAGUCAGAAUAGUGUCCUGCUUGUUGCCUCUCAACCAGUGGAAAUCAUGACCUAUGUGACAUGGAAACUGAGUGCAUUUCCUGCAAAUCAAGUGAUUGGAACUGGAUGCAAUCUGGAUUCACAAAGAUUACAAUAUGUUAUUACAAAUGUUUUAAAGGCACAGUCUUCAGGCAAGGAUGUAUGGGUUAUUGGAGAGCAGGGAGAAGACAAAGUGCCCACAUGGGGCGGCCAAGAGGAAGGAAUGAGUGAUAGCUCUCAGGCACAGCUGUCUAACAGAGCCAUGGAAAUACUAAGAGUAAAAGGUCAAAGAUCCUGGUCUGUUGGCCUGUCAGUGGCUGACCUGGUUGACAGCAUUGUGAACAAUAAAAAGAAAGUACAUUCGGUGUCAGUUUUAGCAAAGGGAUAUUAUGAUAUACCUAAUGAAGUGUUUUUAAGUCUGCCUUGCAUCCUUGGAGCAACUGGGGUAUCUGAAGUGAUCAGAAACACAGUGAAAGAAGACACAGUGGCUAAGAAACUGCAGAGCAGUGCACACACAAUCCAUGGUCUCCAACAACAGUUAAAACUUGGAUUCUCAAGUAUAGUUACCUAAAAGGGAAGAAAGGUCACUUAAUUUUUCCAGCACAGAUAAGUUUGAGAAGUUCUGUAUCUUAUCCUUGCUUGGUUAAGGUAGAUAGUUUCUUGGUAGCUUUCUAAUUUGAGUCUUUAAGAAGUUAAAGUGAUAAAUCUGAUUUUGGGGGGGGAUUCUUGACAUUAUUAUUCUGUUCUUUAAACCUACAACAAGGAUAAAUAUUACUCUUCAGUGUAUAUAACUUUGAAUUGUAUAUCCUAAACUCAAAGCACAUUUAGCACUUUGGAAAUGUCCUGUAAGAAAUACAUUUUAAACAAUUUCUCUUUGACAUUUAUAAUAAACAUGAUGAAUAGAAAGGCUAGAAUGGGCCUUACUUAUAAAAUCAGUAUUGAGUACACAUUCCAAAGAUUUCAUAGCUCAAGGUAUUAAUAUUUCUUUUGCAAAAUCCAGUUGGCAAAGUAUUUUAUUUUCAUUCUUCAAAUUCAUUAGCUACCAAAAGCUAGAAAAGAGGAACUAGUAGAAUGGCUCAAGUGGUAGAGCACUUGCUUAGCAAGCAUAAAGCUCCAAGGUUAACCCCCAGCAUGUCUAAAAACAAACACCAAAAAUUUGUCAAAAAUAAUUUUU
This is a messenger RNA of Perognathus longimembris pacificus (Pacific pocket mouse), 2126 nucleotides long. RefSeq names its product UEV and lactate/malate dehyrogenase domains (gene Uevld). Gene Ontology annotation, biological process: protein modification process; protein transport; endosome to lysosome transport. Gene Ontology annotation, cellular component: ESCRT I complex. Gene Ontology annotation, molecular function: ubiquitin binding; oxidoreductase activity, acting on the CH-OH group of donors, NAD or NADP as acceptor. The record is from RefSeq and is a predicted model, not a curated record. Lineage: Eukaryota; Metazoa; Chordata; Mammalia; Rodentia; Heteromyidae. The coding region runs from base 93 to 1523 and encodes 476 amino acids. The transcript has 12 exons.